AUGCUCUCUCGCUCUGCUUUCCGAGCUGCCUCUAUGCUGCGCAGCGCCUCUGCUUCUGCGGCACCCAAAUUCGCAGCCCCCAUGGGCGCGCGUACGGUCACUAACCUCUCCAAGCACCUGUACACUGCGCAUGCUCGUGCCGAAGGCGCUGGUCGCAACGGCCUUACCUCCCUCGUCGGUGAGGGCAGUGGACUGGAGGUGAAGCUCGGUAUGCCCCGCGAGCUCGGUGGGGAUGGCAAGGGCAACAACCCCGAGCAGCUCUUUGGCCUUGGCUACUCGGCUUGCUUCCUCUCUGCCCUCCAGCUCGUUUGCAGAGGAGAGAAGGUGAAGUUGCCAGAGGACACGACCGUCGAUGCGCUGGUCCAUAUCGGCCCUCCUGAAGGCUCCGAAGGAUUCGCCGUUGCCGUCGACUUGACUGUCAAGUCUAGUCUGGACGACAAGUCGAAGCUCAAGUCGCUGGUGGACAAGGCCCAUGAGGUCUGCCCUUACUCAAAGGCUACUCGCAACAACGUUCCCGUCACCCUCAAGGUCGAAUAA
Molecule: messenger RNA, 537 nt
Organism: Microstroma glucosiphilum
Lineage: Eukaryota; Fungi; Basidiomycota; Exobasidiomycetes; Microstromatales; Microstromataceae
Product: OsmC-like protein
Exons: 5
Coding region: 1-537 (178 amino acids)
Biological process (GO): response to oxidative stress
Source: RefSeq, a predicted model, not a curated record